AAAAAAAUAGCAAAUAAAUGGAAAGGCUCCAAAUAAAAUUAAACCGAGGCAAACAGCUCUAUUCUCUCUCCAUUCUUCGUCUCUCUCAAUCUCUCUCGAUUUGAUUAGAAUCUCAAGCUCAAGUGAAAAGGGUCUUCAAGAUUUGUAGUAAUUUGCACCACCCAGAUCUUCCAAUCUUCAUUCAUCUUCGGAUUCGUUUGCUAAAGAUCUCACAUCGCUCUCCCACUCCCGCACGUCAAUCUCAUUUUCGCAGAGAGCACCUCAGACACCGCUUUGAUUUCUCAGCCGCCUGUCCUCCGUGUUUCCGACGAGCCACCGCUGCCGCCUUCCUUCUCCGGCAACUGAUUUCUCCUUACUCGUGCUUUGUAUAUUGAGUGGAGUUUGCUUUUACGGCCUGGAGAUGGAUUUGCAGACGGAGAACAAGAUAGCUGCAAUUCUUAUGAAAGAAGCAGCUGAAUUGCGGCGACAGGCUGAGAAAGAUGGUGUACAUGCUUACCUGCGUCAGCCCAAUGUCAGGGGUAGGCCAAAUUCACGGUUUCUUACUGCAACUGUUCUGGGUGUUCAACAAGCUAAUCGAGCUGUGGAAGUUAAUGAGAUGUGGAGAAUACGACAAAAAGAACAGGAGCUGGAUAGUAGGUUACAAAGGAGACAGAGAGAUCUACGCAGCUCAGAUAGGAGCUACAGGGAGCAAGAAAUGGAUGAUGGGUUAAAAAGAAAAUGGAGUGAUCAAAGCAGCAGUGGUAGGAGCUACAGAGAUAUUGAGGUGGAUGAUAGGCAGAAAAGAAGACGGAGUGAUGAAAGCAGCAGUGGUAGGAGCCCCAAAGAUAAGAACCAUGAUGGUGAAAUGUCAAACAGAAGUAACCAGAGGUACUCUUUAUCUGAAGAAGGAUUGAAAGAUGAUGAGAUCGAGAACUUUCUGCAUUCAAGGGUCAAACGUGGGAGGGGUGCUGUCGGGUCACGAAUGGAUGAGACAGGGCCAUAUCUUCCCCCUUGCCAAGAUUCCACUUUGGAACACUUCUCAUUCGUUGACAUGGUCUCUACUAAAGAAAGGGACCGUAGUGCUAUUCUUGGUCCAGAAAAGCCUUCACAGUUAGUUUCCUGGAGCUCUUCUGAUGAAGAUUCUGUUCAGGAAAAACAUAAAAAGUCAAAAAAAGUCAAGAAGGCUAGCUCCAGUGAGCGCAGUAGGAAGCACAAAUCAAAAAGCAAGUCCAAGGAUAGGAACAAGAAAAAAAGGAAGGAGGAGAGACGACAUAGAAAACACAAGUAAGAGUUGUUUUUAAUACCCAUAUCCAACUCGGUUUGAAGUGUCAACUUUGGUGGAUAUAAAUGUUAUUUGUCCAUAUAAAAUGUAUUGAUGUAUUACUAGGUUCUUUGUAAGAUAUGCUUAUCAACGCGAUGCCAUGGAGCUAUUUGAUCUAGGACUUGUUUGAUUUCAAAUUAUUAACAUUUUUCAUGCAUAAUUUCGCUAGUAGUCACCAGUCGGGAUGAUAUUGUAUUGUUAAUGCACUUGGUUAUUAAAAGUAUAAACAGAAACAUUUUUUUUUUU
Molecule: messenger RNA, 1546 nt
Organism: Daucus carota subsp. sativus
Lineage: Eukaryota; Viridiplantae; Streptophyta; Magnoliopsida; Apiales; Apiaceae
Exons: 5
Coding region: 401-1267 (288 amino acids)
Source: RefSeq, a predicted model, not a curated record